Molecule: messenger RNA, 2629 nt
Organism: Cornus florida
Lineage: Eukaryota; Viridiplantae; Streptophyta; Magnoliopsida; Cornales; Cornaceae
Product: oligopeptide transporter 3-like
Exons: 6
Coding region: 38-2278 (746 amino acids)
Biological process (GO): transmembrane transport
Molecular function (GO): oligopeptide transmembrane transporter activity
Source: RefSeq, a predicted model, not a curated record
GGUGCUUCUUCUCACAGAGAUCUCUGAAAACUCUGCAAUGGCGUCGAAGAGCGAGUCUAACAACCACCACCGCACGGACUUCGAGAAGAUGAACGGAGAAUCUUUGCCGUCAGAAGACAGGUGUCCUGUGGAGGAGGUGGCGCUGGUUGUCCCGGAAACUGACGACACAUCACUACCGGUUCUGACAUUCCGAGCUUGGUUCCUGGGUUUAACCUCGUGUACGGUCCUCAUAGCCCUAAACACCUUCUUCAUCUACCGUACACAGCCCUUGACCAUCUCUGCAAUUCUCAUGCAAAUAGCCGUGCUGCCCAUCGGAAAGUUCAUGGCAAAGACGCUUCCGACGAAGAAGUACACGGUGUUGGGUCAAAGUUUCAGCUUGAAUCCUGGGCCGUUCAAUAUGAAGGAGCAUGUGAUCAUCACUGUCUUUGCUAAUUGUGGGGUUUCUAUCGGUGGGGGUGAUGCGUACUCGAUUGGAGCCAUUACUGUCAUGAAGGGUUAUUAUAAACAGAGUUUGAACUUCUUGUGUGCUCUCCUUAUUGUCUUGACAACUCAGCUAGUGGGGUAUGGAUGGGCUGGGAUGUUGAGGAAGUACCUGGUUGAUCCUGUUGAAAUGUGGUGGCCUUCAAACCUUGCUCAGGUUUCUCUGUUUAGAGCACUUCACGAAAAGGAUCCAAAAUCGAAAGGCAUGAGCAGGAUGCAAUUUUUCCUUAUCUUCAUGACAGCAAGCUUCCUCUAUUACACACUUCCAGGCUAUUUGUUCCCAAUUUUGACAUUCUUCUCGUGGGUGUGUUGGGUUUGGCCUCACAGUAUCACAGCUCAACAAAUUGGGUCUGGUUACCAUGGACUUGGUGUGGGUGCCUUCACCAUCGAUUGGGCUGGGAUUUCGGCUUAUCAUGGCAGCCCAUUAGUAACACCCUGGUUUUCCAUUCUUAACGUCGGGGUUGGGUUUAUCAUGUUUGUAUACAUAAUUGUCCCUGUGUGUUACUGGAAAUUCAACACUUUUGAUGCCCGCAAAUUCCCAAUAUUUUCUAACCAGCUCUUCACUUCCACCGGCCACAAAUAUGAUACCACUAAGAUUUUGACUCCACUGUAUGAUCUUAAUGUUGCUGCCUAUGAUAGUUACGGCAAACUUUAUCUCAGCCCGCUGUUUGCUCUUUCAAUUGGAUCAGGAUUUGCAAGAUUUACAGCAACCCUCACUCACGUGGCACUUUUUCAUGGCGGUGAUAUCUGGAAGCAAAGUAAGUCUGCAGUGAAGAAUGUGAAAUUGGACAUACAUGCAAAACUGAUGAAAAGUUACAAACAAGUGCCGCAAUGGUGGUAUCUUGUCCUACUAAUAGGGAGCAUUGUCCUAUCCAUCCUCGUGUCGUUUGUGUGGAAAGAAGAUGUGCAGCUGCCGUGGUGGGGGAUGAUCCUUGCCUUUGCGUUGGCUUGGAUUGUUACCCUCCCAAUUGGAGUCAUUCAAGCAACAACUAACCAGCAACCUGGAAUUGACAUCGUCGCGCAGUUCAUAAUUGGGUUUGUCCUUCCAGGAAAACCCAUUGCAAACUUGCUUUUCAAGAUUUAUGGAAGAAUCAGUUGUAUUCAUGCUCUCUCUUUCCUGUCUGAUCUUAAGCUUGGGCAUUACAUGAAAAUUCCACCACGGUGCAUGUACACAGCUCAGCUGGUGGGAACACUAGUUUCUGGUACAGCCAACCUUGCAGUUUCAUGGUGGAUGUUAGAGAACAUUGAGAACUUAUGUGACAUCGAAGCCCUCCACCCAGAGAGCCCAUGGACAUGCCCUAAAUUCCGAGUCACCUUUGAUGCUUCUGUUAUAUGGGGGCUAAUUGGACCAGAGAGGCUCUUUGGACCUGGAGGGUUGUACAGGAAUUUGGUAUGGUUAUUCCUUGUGGGAGCUGUCUUGCCGGUACCUAUUUGGAUACUCAGCAAAAUAUUCCCAGAAAAGAAAUGGAUUCCCUUGAUCAAUAUACCAGUUAUAACUUAUGGUUUUGCUGGAAUGCCACCGGCAACUCCCACCAAUAUAGCUAGCUGGCUUAUCACGGGGACCAUCUUCAACUACUUUGUGUUCAGAUACCGGAAAGGAUGGUGGCAGAAAUAUAACUAUGUUCUGUCCGCGGCAUUGGAUGCUGGCACUGCUUUCAUGGGUGUUCUGCUCUUCUUUGCAUUGCAGAAUGAGGGCCAUAACAUAAAGUGGUGGGGUUCGGAGCCUGAUCACUGUCCCCUGGCAACAUGCCCUACAGCACCAGGCAUUGUGGUUAAAGGUUGCCCAGUUUUUAAGUAGCCACCACCCAUUCUUGGAAUCUUCAGGUAUCUGAAGAUUCCAAGACAAUUUAGAAAUUUUAAUAGAGGAUGCCAAAGUUUGUUAGGACUUCGUUAUAGAAAAGUCGCUAUAAAUUUGAAUAACAAAUUGCGCGCUUAGUACUAUUACUACUGUAUAGGGUAAAUGCUUCUGAACUUUUUGCUAGUGCAGGAGGAGAGGAGGGUAGAAUUUUGUUCUUCUUAAGCAAUAUAUGAUUGUGAUUAGUAGAUGCAGUCAGCUAUUAUGGUUUUGCUCCCAAGAAAACAAAGGAGACGUGCUGCAUGUGUGACUUUUAAGUAUAGAAGAGAAAAAGAUGAAUUUUCUUUAAGAAAA